Molecule: messenger RNA, 948 nt
Organism: Cryptomeria japonica (Japanese cedar)
Lineage: Eukaryota; Viridiplantae; Streptophyta; Pinopsida; Cupressales; Cupressaceae
Product: endoglucanase 16-like
Exons: 5
Coding region: 1-948 (315 amino acids)
Biological process (GO): carbohydrate metabolic process
Molecular function (GO): hydrolase activity, hydrolyzing O-glycosyl compounds
Source: RefSeq, a predicted model, not a curated record
AUGGAAGCGCUUUUGGCAGUGGUGUUGUUGCUGCUUUGUGGUGAGUGGCAGGUGGUUCGUGGAGAAUUCGAUUACAGAGAUGCUCUAUCUAAGUCUAUCCUCUUUCUAGAGGCCCAACGAUCCGGUAAACUCCCACAAUCUCAGCGAGUAAAGUGGAGAGGAGAUUCUGGCCUCACAGAUGGGAAGUUGCAAAACGUUGAUUUAGCUGGGGGUUACUACGAUGCAGGCGAUAACGUGAAAUAUGGGCUUCCCAUGGCAUUCACUAUCACCACACUCGCUUGGGGCACACUGGAUUAUGGCAAAGAGUUGAAAGAUGCAGGAGAGAUUCAGAAUGCAAGGGACGCUAUUAGAUGGGGAACUGACUACUUUCUCAAGGGUAGUGCAACUCCAAAUGAAUUAUGGGUUCAGGUGGGUGAUCCCCAGGCAGACCAUAAUUGUUGGGAGCAUCCAGAAGAUAUGGACACUCCUCGAUCUCUUUACAAGAUUGAUAAAGACACCCCUGGAUCAGAAAUUGCAGCAGAAACGGCCGCAGCCUCGGCUGCCUCCUCCAUUGUUUUCAGAUUCACAAACCCUCGUUGCUCACACCUUCUCCUCCAACGUUCUCAAUCGCUCUUCAGCUUUGCCGAUCGAUACAAGGGCACCUACGGAGGAGAGUGUCCAUUUUAUUGCUCUGUUUCAGGCUACAAUGACGAGCUUCUAUGGGCUGCAUCUUGGCUGUACAGAGCUACCAAAUCCUCAUAUUAUUCCAAGUAUAUUAUCCAGCACGACGAUUUAAAGGCAUAUGUUAAUGAAUUCAACUGGGACCUCAAAUAUGCUCUAUUAUUUCAACCACUAGUAGACAGAGAGAACAAAGAGAAAAAAAUGAUGAAACAAAAUGUUCAUUUUUCCCUCCUAAAUCCAUCUCCUCAUAUGCCACCCAAAUCUAUGGAAACAGUAAGCUCAAAAUAG